UUAAGGCGAGUGAUGAGUGAGGACUAGCCAACGGCUAACUCGCGAAUGUAUUGUUUCACUCCAGCCGUUCAAGGGACCCCAAUCUUCCCGCGAAACUCAAAACCGAAAUCUAACAAUUCGACGAACAGAAAGGAAGUAAUCUUUCUUCUGCAAAAGUGCAAACACAUUAGCCACGUUCAAUCAACACACGCCAAGAUCAUAAGAAAUGGCCAAGAACAAGACCCUUUUAUAGUCUUCGAGCUCCUUCGCCUUUGCUCCAAUCUCAACUCCAUUGACUACGCUUCCAAGAUUUUCCAACGCAUUCAAACCCCAAACGUCUUCCUCUACACUGCUCUCAUUGAUGGGUUUGUGCUGCAUGGUUCUUACUUCGAUGCGAUUCUCCUGUAUUGUCGUAUGAUCGAUGAUUCGAUCGUCCCCGAUAACUACGCUGUCGUUUCCGCUCUGAAAGCUUGUGGGUUUCAGUUGGCUCUGAAAUUAGGGAGGGAGAUCCAUGGGCAGGUCAUGAAACUUGGGUUGUGUUCGAAUAGAUCGGUGAAGAUGAAGCUCAUGGAGCUUUACGGGAAGUGUGGGGAAUUGGAAGAUGCACGACGGGUGUUCGACGAAAUGCCUGAACGGGAUUUUGUUGCGUCAACGGUUAUGAUGACAUCUUAUUUGCACCACGGGUUUGUCAGGGAGGCGAGUGCUGUUUUCAAACAGGUUCGGAGAAAGGACACGGUUUGUUGGACGGCGAUGAUCGAUGGGUUGGUCAAGAACGGGGAAAUGAAUUGGGCUCUGGAGGUUUUCAGGGAGAUGCAGAUGGAGAAUGUGAAGCCUAAUGAAGCUACCAUUGUUUGCGUUUUGUCUGCUUGUUCGCAUUUGGGAGCUUUGGAACUUGGACGGUGGGUUCAUUCAUACAUGGGAAAGUAUGAAAUCAAGCUCAAUCAUAUCGUGGGUGGCGCAUUGAUCAACAUGUAUGCGAGAUGUGGUGACAUCGAUAAGGUGAAGAAAGUGUUUGAUGAAAUGAACGAGAGGGAUAUCAGUACAUAUAACUCUAUUAUUGCAGGGCUUGGUAUGCAUGGGAAGAGCAUUGAAGCCAUUGAGAUGUUCAGGGCAAUGCUAAACAAUGGUUUCAGACCGAAUAGCAUUACUUUUGUUGGGGUUUUGAAUGCUUGUAGUCAUAGAGGAUUGGUGGAGUUGGGUUUUGAGAUGUUCCAUUCCAUGGUUAAGGAUUACAAGAUUGAACCGCGAGUGGAGCACUAUGGAUGCAUGGUUGAUCUUUUGGGUCGAGUGGGUCGGCUCAAAGAGGCAUUUUCUUUCAUCUCAAGAAUGAAAACAACUCCGGACCAUAUCAUGUUGGGUGCUUUGCUAAGUGCUUGUAAAAUCCACGGGAACCUUGAGCUAGGAGAGAAAAUCGCAAAGACAUUGUUGGGUUGUGAUAAAGCGGAUUCGGGAACCUACGUUCUAUUAUCAAAUGUCUAUGCUUCGUCAGGGAGAUGGAAAGAGGCUGCAAAAGUGAGAGCAGAGAUGAAGAAGGGUGGAAUCCAAAAGGAACCAGGUUGUAGUUUGAUUGAAGUGAAUAAUGAGAUUCAUGAGUUCCUUUUGGGAGACAUCAGACACCCUCAGAAGGAAGAAAUCUACAAGAAGUUAAAGGAGCUAGAGAAAAGGUUAAGAUUAACGGAAGGAUAUUCGCCAAAAACAGAUGUGUCAUUGCAUGAUAUCGAAGAUCGGCAAAAGCAAUGGGCUCUGUCGAUACAUAGCGAGAGGCUUGCAAUAUGCUAUGGCCUAAUCUCUACUCAACCGCACACCACUCUGAGGGUUGUGAAAAACUUGAGAGUCUGCAAUGAUUGCCACUCGAUGAUCAAGCUAAUCGCUAAGGUUUCAAGGAGGAAAAUCGUGGUCAGGGAUCGAAAUAGGUUCCACCAUUUUGAGAACGGGAUUUGUUCUUGUGGGGAUUAUUGGUGAAAAAGAGAACAUGUUGUACCAUUUUUAUUUAUGUUUAGUCGAUAUUAAUUCUUAAGUUUUACUUUUAGUAGGAAAAGUUAAGUUGGCAGUGAUGUUAAUAGCAUAGAGCAGCUGGAAAACUACUAUGUCAAAAAAUGGUGAAAUAGGUGUUUAGAAUUUGCGUACAACAAAAGAUGGUUAUUUAGAAUCAAGAUGCUCAAAUUAUCUUGAUAAAGUUGCUUGUAGUGAUAUAUGGGAAGAGUUAUUGUAGAGAAACAGAGUAGUAUGUCUCGAUCAGCUUGGUCUUCAAGUAUACGGUGUAUUUGCCUUCUAUUGAAGCCUUAAUUUGGUACAAUGAUGGGAAAAAAAAAAUUAAAAGAGAGAGAGAGAG
Molecule: messenger RNA, 2311 nt
Organism: Morus notabilis
Lineage: Eukaryota; Viridiplantae; Streptophyta; Magnoliopsida; Rosales; Moraceae
Product: putative pentatricopeptide repeat-containing protein At5g59200, chloroplastic
Exons: 1
Coding region: 46-1941 (631 amino acids)
Biological process (GO): RNA modification
Molecular function (GO): protein binding; RNA binding; zinc ion binding
Source: RefSeq, a predicted model, not a curated record